Molecule: messenger RNA, 3274 nt
Organism: Clupea harengus (Atlantic herring)
Lineage: Eukaryota; Metazoa; Chordata; Actinopteri; Clupeiformes; Clupeidae
Gene: sdccag8
Product: SHH signaling and ciliogenesis regulator sdccag8
Biological process (GO): neuron migration; establishment of cell polarity; centrosome cycle
Cellular component (GO): centrosome; centriole
Source: RefSeq, a predicted model, not a curated record
ACUAGUUACGUUGCAACCGUUGAGGACAUCUGAGUGGACAAGCAAGGGACCCAAUGUAUAGAUGCAGACUGUUCCCUGUGCUUUAAAAUAUUGCGUCUCACGUAGAGGUGAAGUCAUUCACACAAAAGGGUUAUAUAUGAUACCUUCCAGAUAGUCCACUAUGCCAUCUCCCGAUUCAGACGAGGAUGAGGAGUUGGGAACGUAUCAGAGGAAACUACGAGAAAAAGCUAACCGCAGCAUCCAGCAACUUAGCAGUAUUUUGGACAGAAGUUCGUCAGAGGAGUCAGAGGGUGUAGAUAGGCAGGCAAACCCAGAUGCAGACGGCACUGUCGACGACGAUUCAUCCCAUCAAUUACAGGAGAGUGACGCAGUAUCUCAGCUGCGGUCGCUUCUGCAAAAACAACCAAGAGAAACAGUCAAUAUCACUCCAUCGAAAAGAAAAUCAACGCCCAAGAAGUCUCCUGAGAAGUUGAAAGGCGAGUUGCCAGCCAUGCAAGAUCUAGUGCCCAUCAUUCACAAUCAGUCCGAUUACAUUCGCCAUCUGGAAGCCGAGGUCAACUUCUGUAAGGAGGAGCUCUUGGGCAUGAAACAGCGAGUGCGGGUGGUGAUUGUUGAGAAUGAGAGGCUCCACGAGGAGGUCAAAUCGAAAGUGGUGGAGGAGAGCCUGAAGGAGCAGCCCAUCUCAGAUGGCACUAUACAUCCUCUGACCCUGUUGAGUAUUCCAGAGAGGACCAUGAAACCCAAACCCGUCCCCAGAACCCUUCACUCCGCGGAAGAGGACAAGUGGCGGAAAGAGCUGGAACAGCUGAAGGUUCUCUAUCAGGCUCAGCUGAAGACUCUGGAGGCGCAAGUGAUGUCACUGAAGAAGGACCUGGCGACCUCCCAGAGAGAGUGUGAGGAGGUCAAAGGUCGCCUGCGGCACCGCGAGACUAUGAUGGCUGCGUCGACGGGUCAGCCGCAGGUGGGGGGGCUCUGUCUGCGGUGUGCACAGCACGAAGCCGUCCUGGCGGAGACACACACCAACGUACACACUCAGGCCAUCGAGAGGGUCACCAAAGAGCGUGAUGAGCUGAUGACAGUGCUGUGUACCCUGCGAGCCAGCCAGGCUGAGGCCCAGCAGAGGGAGUGGAGCUCCUACCAGCAGGUGAAGCAGGCUGUGGCGAUGGCCGAGGAGGCCAACCUGGAGAAGACGCAGGCUGUGGUGCAGUGUGAGCAGGUGCGGAGCGAGCUGGCUCGUCAGAGGGAGCGUCUGGAGCAGGAGCUGGAGGCCCAGCAGCAGAGGAUCGCCCAGGCCAGAGACUCCGCACGACACCAGGCCAACAAGGAGAAGGAGGAGCUGGCCCAGACGGUGGGACGUCUGACUCAGAGGGUGGCUGAACUGGAAGGGCUGAUGGAGAGGGGUGACAGAGAGAGGAGCUCUCUGACUGGCCAGCUGGAGGAGGCCUACCGGAAACUGACCAAUCAGGAGGAGGACAACAGCAAGGUGUGCGGGGAGCUCCGGUACCUGCUGAGCCAGGCCCAGCUGAAGAGAGAGGAGGCUGAGAGAGAGCGGAGAGACUCCGGCGCCAAAAACGCCCGACAGCUCGAGCUCAGCCAACAGGAAGUGGAGAGGCUGGGCGUGGAGCUGGGUGAGCGCCGGCAGCGUCUGGAGGAGGCCCAGAGGGCGGGGAGCCGAGCCCAGGCGGAGGCAGUGGGUCUGGAGGAACGGCUGGGCCGCGCCGAGCACCAACUGCACCUCACCAGGCAGGAGAAGGAGGUGUUGGAGCGUUGCCGUGGCGAGGACGUGGCUGCGCUGACCUUCCAGUGGCAGCAUCGUGAGCUCCAGCUCACCCAGCAGCUCCAGCAAAUGGAGACGCAGCACGAGCACUCCGUUGGUGAGAUGGAUGCCCUGCUUAGCUCCCAGAACGGCCUCAUCGGCAGACUGAAGGAGGAGUGUCGAGGUCUCGGACAGAAGCUGGGGGAAGUCACAGAGAGCAGCAGGUUAGAGGUGGAGCAGCUGACGGUAGAGAGGGCUCACCUGCAGGAGAGUGUGGAGAAGCUGAAGGCUCGCUGUCACGACAUGGAGGACCAGUGUGUUCAACACGGCAGGAUGCACCAGCGCAUGAAGAAACGGCUGCAGCAGUUAGACCUGCACUGUCAGUCCAGUGGCCAGCAGGUGAUGGAGCUCCUGGGGAAACAGAACCAGCUGAUGCAGGAGAGACAGGAGCUGGCCGAGGAGAUGCAGAACCUGCGCAUAUACACACAGACCCCUGGUGCCGACCGACCCGCCUCAGCCUCCACGUGAAACAGUGACCUUCUGUGACCCUUUUUUUUUGCUUUUUACUUUUAUUUUAUCUGGUUAUUCUCAUUCAGUGGUGUUUCAGAAUAACAAUGCAAACAGUUACAUGUUAUAUUAACUAAGUGUGGUGUUUCAGAAUAAACAGUUUUAUGUUGUUAUUUUGUUAUUAGGGGUGUUUGAGAAUAACCAAACCGUUUUGUUUUCUAGUCAGUGCUGUGCUGUGACACUACUGAAUGAUUUAGCGAAAUACCACUGACUUUCACAAGCCUUUGGCUUCGUUCCCCAGCCUUAGCCGUCAGCUCAACCCCUGGAAUAAGACUGAAGACCCAAGUGUGUCUUUAAGCCGACUGAGCUCCAAGUUUCUCUAAACUGUCAUCUGGCCAGGUCCAGAGUAUAUUGUUUGUGUGUGUGUGUGUGUGUAAGGACUUGUGUGAGGCUAGUCAAACAGUUGCAGGUCCGAUGCUCAGGGUUAGAGGUUAGAGGCAGGGAGAGGUUCCUCUGUACCCAGCUCUUGAGGUUCGUCGCUGGGGCACGGCCUCUCCUGUAAGGAGGUCUCUGUGUGCGAGGCUGGUCCUCAACCACGCUCACACUUCAGACACUGGUAACAGGUCUGACGAACUCCCUCUGACCAGGCCUGUGCUACGCUCCGCUUCGAGUGGCACAGUGUUACCACCAUCAUGGUGUGACAGUCUUAGUUUCAUUAUAGCGCAAGAAUGCUUCUGGGAGAUACGGACCUGCACUCAACAGGAUCAGUUCUACACAUAUUUGUGGAGAAUAAAACAAGCAAUAUUUUUAAAACUUUUCAUAGAACCAUUUUUGUAAGUUUUGUAUAUUCUUCUUUAGUACUGUAGUGUAUAUUUAGAAAAUAUGAAUUGAAUUUUCAAUGUGUAAAAUAAAUGUACUUGCAGCUCUUUUUAGAAGUUUUACAAACACUGAUCAAGAGUCUAUGUUUUGGUCCCGUGUUUAAUGAACUCAAAUAAAACUUCCUCUAAUUUC